This is a messenger RNA of Hirsutella rhossiliensis, 1482 nucleotides long. RefSeq names its product aminotransferase class-V domain-containing protein. The record is from RefSeq and is a predicted model, not a curated record. Bases 1 to 1482 code for a protein of 493 amino acids. Gene Ontology annotation, molecular function: cysteine desulfurase activity; pyridoxal phosphate binding. Gene Ontology annotation, biological process: [2Fe-2S] cluster assembly. Gene Ontology annotation, cellular component: nucleus; cytosol; mitochondrion. The transcript has 3 exons. Lineage: Eukaryota; Fungi; Ascomycota; Sordariomycetes; Hypocreales; Ophiocordycipitaceae.
AUGGCCUCACUUUCAUCUCGCGCCCUGAGGUCGGCGAGCCGCCUGCGCUCCGCCGCACCUCCCGGCGCCGUGCGAGCGCUGGCCCCUGCCGCCACCCGCCGCGCCUACGUGACCGAGUCCCGGCACGACAAGGCAAAGGUCGAGACGGCCAUCAAGCUCGACAAGAAAGACUUUGCCGACAUCCCCCCGCCCCAGAUGGGCGGUGCCUCCAACACCAAAGUCAGCCCAAUGGCCGAAAUUCUCAAGCAGGCCGCCGUCAUGGAAGAGGGCCAGAGGCCCAUCUAUCUCGACAUGCAGUCUACCACGCCUGUCGACCCCCGGGUUCUCGAUGCCAUGCUACCCUUUUACGUCGGCGUAUAUGGCAAUCCCCAUUCCCGGACACACGCAUAUGGCUGGGAGAGCGAAAAGGCGGUCGAGGAGGCUCGCGAGCACAUUGCCAAGCUCAUUGGCGCAGACUCCAAGGAAAUCAUCUUUACGAGUGGCGCCACCGAGAGCAACAACAUGAGCAUCAAGGGAGUCGCUCGCUUCUUCGGCCGGUCCGGCAAGAAGAAGCACGUCAUCACCACUCAGACUGAGCACAAAUGUGUUCUCGACAGCUGCCGGCAUCUGCAGGAUGACGGAUUCGAAAUCACAUAUCUGCCUGUCCAGAGCAACGGGCUCAUUAGCAUGGCCGAGCUCGAGGCUGCCAUCCGGCCAGACACGGCCCUCGUCAGCAUCAUGGCCGUCAACAAUGAAAUCGGCGUCAUCCAGCCCAUCGAACAGAUUGGCAAGCUGUGUCGCGAGAAAAAGGUAUUCUUCCACACCGACGCCGCCCAGGCCGUGGGCAAGAUUCCGCUCGACGUAAACGCCUUGAACAUCGACCUCAUGUCCAUCUCAUCCCACAAAAUCUAUGGUCCCAAGGGCAUCGGCGCCUGCUACGUCCGGAGACGGCCGCGGGUCCGGCUAGACCCCAUCAUCACCGGCGGCGGACAGGAGCGUGGUCUUCGGAGCGGGACACUCGCGCCGCCACUGGUCGCUGGCUUUGGCGAGGCUUGCCGCAUUGCCAAGGAGGAGAUGGAGUAUGACACGAGGCGAAUCAAGACUCUCUCCGACCGACUUCUCAAAGGCCUACUGUCCAUGGAGCACACGUCCCAGAACGGCGACGCCAACUCCUUCUACCCUGGCUGUGUCAACGUCUCGUUUGCUUACGUCGAGGGAGAAUCGCUAUUGAUGGCUCUCAAGGACAUUGCGCUGUCGUCUGGGAGUGCCUGCACCUCUGCCUCGCUGGAGCCCAGCUACGUGUUGCGAGCGCUCGGAAAUAGCGACGAGAGCGCACAUAGCAGCAUCCGGUUCGGCAUCGGUCGGUUUACGACGGAAAUGGAGAUUGACUAUGUCCUCAAGGCGGUGCAGGAGCGCGUCAGCUUCUUGCGAGAGCUGAGCCCGCUGUGGGAGCUGGUGCAGGAAGGUAUUGACCUAAACACGAUUCAAUGGAGCCAGCACUGA